AUGGCUUCAUCGGCGUCGCUAAAGGACCUCUCCAAGGCGAUCGUCGCCUUCCUCGCUGAGCCAACGGCUUCGCUGCCCGACGACUUAGAAAAGAUCAUUGAUGCCUACCUCCGCCGACACCAGAAAUACGAUGAUGCUACGGCAGAUCGCCUGCAGGAAGAGCUCCUGUCCAUUUUUGACAAGCACGUCAAAGACAAACCCUCAGCCUUCGCGCCCUUUCUGAACAUCCUUCGUCAACUGCUUUCGAUACUUCGAACUCCUGAGCGGAUAUUUGCAUGGUGGGACUCAUGCUCUGCGCUUCUAGCCAAGUCAUCUCCCGAGAAAGGUGUUGUGGAAGCCUCAUUGGCGAAUAUCAUGGAGAUCAUAUCAAUUGCGGAAGAGGAUCAUGACGGUUCUGAUUCUGGCCUUUCCUCCAACCCACUCAUUGACCGUCUGUUCACAGGAUGGAUGGAGAAGCUUUACCCGUCUGUCACCGAAGCGCUAUCAAGCCUUGAGGCAAACGAGAGAAUCACGCGGGAGGCUCUUGUGCAGUUUGGGAAGAAGCAUCCCAAGAUGCCAAGCUCACUGGUUCCGCAUCUACCUACGCUGUUCAACAUUUAUGCAAGGCUAUUAUUCUGGUCAAGAGAGCGGGCCGGCGUGGUUGAGCCUCAGCCAGAAGAUGCAGAUUCAUCCAAUUGGGAAGAAUGCAGUUAUGAGGCAGAGGUCGAUGAUCACCCUGUCUAUCACCUCCUUAACUACUAUACCAUUCUUUAUGGUCUCUAUCCGAUCAACUUCAUGGACUAUAUUCGCAAGCCUCAGAGAUACCUACGUCACGCCAAUGUUGCAAAUGCCAACGAUAUGGAAGUUCAGCCUACCGAGAUUCGAGACCAAUCAGAAAGAUUCCGCCAAUGCCAUUUACUUCAUCCAAACUUCUUCACCCUCACAAUUGAUUCGGAAAAGACGGAUUUUGGUCGCUGGAUCAAGAGCGAGGCCUCGGAGGUUGUUGCUCAGUGCAUGGCUUUGUGUUUCACAAACGAUUCCAACCAGCCUUUCGAGCAGCCUUUGUCUGUAUCUGAAGCGCCUCCAUCAAACGAAAGAUUUGUCAAAGAAAAUCACCCUUCUCUUCCAAUGACGAAGACUGAAUCCCACAACGGCUAUCGUUUGCCUACAUCCGCCAGUACGGACUCGCUAGCGAGUAGUCGUCGGCCAUCAGCUCUAAUUCGGCGGGGUUCCCAAUCAAGCAUUCCAUCAACCCGGGAUUCUAUUGAUGCCAGGAUAAGAGAACCAAACGCCGACAGUCCAACCCUUGGUCCUCAUCUCAUCCAAUCUUCCUCUCAUACACAACUACAGGAUAUGAUCCAAUCUAACAAGGCCAUCAAGUCAGGUUUGCAUCAGUCUUUGGCUAAUGAUAGCGUGCCAUCACUGUCACUCAGCAAUCAAGAUUCUGUGGCUGAUCGGCCUGGCCCAUCGCUACUGGGCGCUCCGCCAACUACCAGCACGCCACUUUCCUUGACUGAGACGAAUACACAAGUGGCUCAUCUACAGCGCCAGAUUUUACUCUUGCAGAAUGACUUAAAUUUUGAGAGAUAUUUGAAACAACAACAUAUGGCCCAUAUUGGUGACUUGCGCAGACGGCAUAUGGAGGAAGCUGUAACAGAGGCAGAAACACAGAAUCUACUCAUCACAAACCGUAACUUGAAGCACCGGUUUGAGGAAGCGAAGAAAGCCGAGAUGCAAGUUCGGCGGGAUUCGGAGAAGAGUCGUGCCCUUGCGAAGAAGUGGGAAGCCGACCUUUCCACCAAGCUUAAGAAGCUGCGUGACGAAUCAAAGCGACUCAAGGCUGACUACGAAGCGCUUCAGAAAGAGCUAGAUAAUUCCACUGCGGAGCGUGACAAGUUGAGGGUACUACUGUGCGAGGCCGAAGUCAAGGAGGUCAAUUGGAAGCAGAAUAUGCAGUCUAUCGAAAUUCAUAGCGCUGAAAUCGACCGCUUGAAAAGUGAAGUCGAUAGGUUGACAAAGGUUGAGCGUGAUUUUCAGGCCAAGGAACUUGAGCAACAAAGGGCAAUCGCUGCCGCUGUAGGCGCAGAGAGCAGAGUUGAGGUUCUGAAUCUUCAGCUUGCCAGUCGAGAGAAUGAAAUCGAGCGUGCUAGGAAGUUGUUCCAGAACCAAGUUGCAACCCUACAGACGAAGUUAUCCGAGGCGCAGGAGGGAAGAAUUCAACCUUCUCGAGAUUGCAAGGCAGCAAUUCAGGCAAUGCUCGCAGCAAGUCGAGAGAAGCAAGCUGAACUACAGAAGCAAUGCGACCUGCUGAUGCGCAAAUACACCGCCUUGCAGUCAUCGUUCCUGGAUAUGAAGACGGAAACGAAGCCAAGACAUCUCAGGAUCGAGACCUCACCAGAUGGAGAGCACGAUACGUCAUCCAUAUCAACGAGCCCAGUCAUGAUGAAAACGCGGUCACAGCGUGUGCUCUCAAGCCCUGACAUGGCAGAGGGCACUGCAUACAAUGUCACGCCACCUCUGGGGCACAAACCUGAAGCUGCUUUAUCACCGAAGUCAGGGGGUUGGGCACAUCCACCAGGGUCACCAUUGGGAACAGAUGCAUCAUCUCUAUCCAUGAGCCCGGAUCACCAGCGAUUCGGACGAAGUGAUGGGGGACGAUUACUUGCCAGGAGUCACUCGGACUUAUUUGCCAGCGCAACACACAAUCGACUCCGUAAAGAUUCGAAGGACAAGGUUAAAGAGGACGCAGGCGCGAAAAAAGACAAGAAACCAUCGGCGUUGAGGGGAAUCCGGGGCUUCAUGUAUGAAUGA
Messenger RNA from Fusarium subglutinans, 2790 nucleotides. Its product is annotated as tuberous sclerosis 1 like. The coding region runs from base 1 to 2790 and encodes 929 amino acids. Lineage: Eukaryota; Fungi; Ascomycota; Sordariomycetes; Hypocreales; Nectriaceae. Gene Ontology annotation, biological process: regulation of cell cycle; negative regulation of TOR signaling. The record is from RefSeq and is a predicted model, not a curated record. Gene Ontology annotation, cellular component: TSC1-TSC2 complex. The transcript has 3 exons.